CGGAACGUUCCGUAGUGAAAUCAUGUGCGUGUGGAUGCGCGCGCGAUGCAGUCGAUACUCCGAUCGUAACUCUAUACAAUGACAAUUGAGUUUUUAAUAAAAAUUAUACAAGUUUCAUAACAAAAACUGUGUCUUAUAUCGUGCUAAUAAUCGCCUCUAGUGUUCAUAAAUUGGUUCCCAUAACAUUAUUGUUCGAAUUUUGGAUUUUGAAGUGACGAAGGAUUGCGAAGAUGUCAUCUUUCAUUUCCGCUUCCGAUACUCAACCUGAAGUUAAAGAUCGAAUCUUAGAACGCGAUGCUGGAUUUGUAUCCGGUGGUGAAGACGACGACUCGUGUUCCGGUCCUGCACACUCUGACGACUCAGGAGUCAGACUCGUCGAGAGCGACACUCGGGUCAAAAGAGAAAGAACCCCCACCCGCAUUCAACCCCCUAAGAAACGGAUUCGUCUGAGUUCGCGGGAAGAUCUGCAAAGUCCUGAAAGCGACUCACCAGUCAGCCCUUUCAGGCCGUGGUCAUUUAUCGAAGAACCCCAACAAGAACCUUUGUCGUUAGUGAAGAAGACAAGCGAGACCAGUUUGUUGAGACAAAGGAGGAGGCCUGUAGAACCUGCGGUAGUCCCACCACCUCCUGUACCCGAGACUAGGCCAGGACCACCGCGAGUACCCCCACACCCUGGGGUAGUAGAAUCUUACCCUGAAAAACCUAAACCUAGAGAACAAAGGAAUUACAAGAACAUGACAAGAGAAAGGCGGAUAGAAGCUAAUGCCAGAGAAAGGACCAGGGUUCACACAAUAAGUGCAGCGUUCGACACAUUGAGAAGAUCCGUUCCAGCUUACAGCCAUAACCAGAAACUAUCGAAGUUGUCUGUUCUUCGGAUAGCAUGCGCGUACAUCGCAGCAUUAUCAGCAGCGAUAGAUCCCGAAGCGGAUUUAUCGACAGCAGUGGAAAGCGUUACACAAACAAUACACACAGAAGGGAAAUUAAGAAAAAAGAAAGACGAUCCGUGAAUAGGGUCGAAAUUGGACGUUGUGAUGUUCCAUAAUUAUUUGCUCGGUGCAUUUGACUUCGUUUCGAUCUGACAGCAGAAGGAGAGAAGUUCAUUAGACACGUGUUAUUCUCACCAUGAAAGGCAAUACCGUAUAUUUACGUACGUAUUAAGAUAUUGGUAUCAUACCAAUAUCUUAAUGGACAGA
Achroia grisella is the source of this 1193-nucleotide messenger RNA. It is a transcript of the gene net, whose product is annotated as transcription factor Atoh8. The coding region runs from base 231 to 1007 and encodes 258 amino acids. Lineage: Eukaryota; Metazoa; Arthropoda; Insecta; Lepidoptera; Pyralidae. The record is from RefSeq and is a predicted model, not a curated record. Gene Ontology annotation, molecular function: DNA-binding transcription factor activity; protein dimerization activity. The transcript has 2 exons.